CUUGCUGAGAUCUGUUCAAGUCGGGGUCUGGAGGCGGCUGCAGACCGAAACGGUGAACAGAAAGCAACCGGAUCACCAAUUCCGGAGCAGGGCAGCUAUUUCAGCGAAUAAAUACACACUUAUCAAGGAUUCGCUGAACAUUUGUCUUUGGAAGAGAAGGCAGAAUGGACAACCACAAAAGGACGGUUGUUGUGACAGGGUUUGGUCCAUUUGGAGAACACUCGAUCAAUGCCAGCUGGGUUGCAGUUCAGGAGCUGAAAAAGUUGGGUCUUGGCAACGAGGUGGAGCUGCAUGUGUACGAGGUUCCUGUGGAGUACCAGACUGUUCAAACUCUAGUGCCUUCCCUGUGGAAGCAGUACCAUCCGCAGCUGGUGGUCCAUGUUGGGCUUUCUGGAAUGGCAACCACAGUGACCCUGGAAAAGUGUGGCCAUAACCACGGCUACAAGGGGCUAGACAACUGCAGCUUCUGUCCAGACUCUCAGUGCUGUGUGGAGGGAGGUCCUGACUGCAUAGACUCUGUCAUUGACAUGGACUCUGUCUGUAAAAGAGUUGCCGCUUCGGGACUGGGGGUUGCAGUCUCUGUAUCGAAGGAUGCUGGCAGAUACCUGUGCGAUUUCACCUACUACACCUCCCUGUACCUGAGCCACGGCCGGUCCGCGUUCAUCCACGUGCCCCCGCUGGGCAAGCCCUACACUGGGGAGGACCUGGGCCGGGCACUGCAGGCCAUUGUGCGAGAGAUGCUGGACAUCCAAGAGCAGAGCGAGGCGAAAAUCAACUGUCAGCACGCACACUGAAGACACAGGGAACAGAGAGAGAGAGAGAGAGAGAGAGAGAGAGAGAGGGGGCUAGAGAAACCCCUUGGAACAUUGCACUUAGGGAAAAAUAAAAAGAUCAUGCCUCAACAAUAAUAAAAACCCAAAAAUGUGAGAGCAGGUCGGGACAUGAACUCGUUUGACAUGGGAUCUGCGACGACGUGAUGUCAUGUGACCUUCCUUCUCUUUGCCAAGAUUCCGAGUCCAGCAAUCUAGAUCCAGCCACUUUCACCUGCUCAGAACCUCAACUGGUGCUAGUUUAUGCUUUAGACUGCUUGUACACUAAGAAGUCUAGGCACAAGAAUCCAAGUUCUGGUCAAGAUUUAUACCAGCUAGCCUAAUUGGUCACUUGUGCCCCCUGAUCAUAACGUUUGUGUUGGAUCCUACAAGCGUGCAUUAGAGUGUACAACAAAGGAUGAUCAAGAUACCUUAGAAGUAAAAUAUAAAAUAGGGUAAUUGUUGUUUUUUUUUUAUAUAUAAUCUAUCUUUUAGUUUUGUGAUCUAGUAUUCUAUGAAGACAGUCUUUUUAAAAUGUUCUAAUUAUAUACAAAUAUAUAUACAAUUACUGCUUUCUAUUGUAUACCUCCCUAUAAUUAAAACAAAAAACUUUGCUUGAGUUUUAAAUACGCAUUUCAAAAAAAGCUAAAGGUGGCGCAACUGAUCAGAAAUCCCAUCAGUUUUCUGGUCAUGGGCCUAGCCAAAAAAGGUUGUUUUUUUUUUAAACAUACUGCGGUCCAAAUUUAAACUUGAACUAGCCAAACAUUCCUUCUAGUCCAUUUUUAGUUGGAUUGAGAGAACAGUUAGAUUUGAAAAUUUGAUGAAAGAUAUAUGUACAGAUGUGUACAUGUUGAUCUUUAUAUAUAAAAGUAGUACUGAAUUUUUUGAGCGCUCUAAUCCAGAUUACAGUACAUUUACCAGUUAAAGUGAACCAAGUUUUUACUACAAAACCGCUUCAACUAAAUUACGUGGUUCAAAACUAAUUUGCGUAGCAGUAAAUAGAAAAAUUAAUUCCUGUGAUUUCUAUUGUUCUAAUGUGUCAUAUGUGACCCUGUGUGUUGAACCAGUAGCACUUGUUAAAUAUACUUGUUUUAUUAGAUUAUUCCCCUUGUCACCUUGUUCCUUAAACAGAACCGUAUGGCCUGUAGCUAGGGAUAUCUUUAAACUAUUGCACUGGCAAUAGGACUGUGAAUAGUUCCUAUUAGGUAGAUAACAGUAUGGUUGACUGUGAUGGUUUUGGCUGUUUUCUAAUUCCAUGAUUUUUGUUUCCAUGAAAUUGUAAUGUGAAUUAUUAUUAUUACAUUUCCAGCAUAUUAUUCUCAUUCUAUUUCUAGUGGUCUGGUUUAUAGAUGGUAUUUGUAGGAUUGUUUUUGAAGUGUGAUCUGCACUGUAACCACAUUGUGUUGUUGUUGUUUUUUGUUGGUAGACAUGGGCAGCCUCCCUGAUAUUCAACCCCAGAUUUUUAUUUCCGGACUGAUCCAAAUGGCAUCCAUUAUUUUAAGUGCUAUAUUAGUCUAUAAACCCCUUGUUCUGAUGUCGCACUUGGGCUGCUGUCAGUCUUUCCAGACACAAACGUAAAACAUUACCUCAGAGUCGCUUUCUUUCAAAUUCCCGUUCAUGCAUUUUCAUCUCUUUCGAAUGUCUCCAGGACCUGAUAUGCAUAUAAAAAUACAAAGAUUUGAACUUCUGCUCUGUAUCAGAUGGAAGCAUGGCUGUAGCCGGGUUCCCACACUCGUGCUUUACUCAGUGUUAGUCUAAAUGGCACGUGUGUAUUUUCAGUACAUCAAUGUUGUUAUGUAACUUGCUUGUCAGAGUGGACGCUUAUGCAGCUUGACCGAGAUGUCCCAUCCCUUCCGUUCCUGUAACUGUCUUAAAGGGAAUCGUGUACAGCUAUUUCAUGGAUAGGUAACCAAGGAUUAGUGCUUCAUAGCAUUAUCACUGGGUCUGUCUUCAGUGUGCUGAAAAUCGGUUGGUUCUUCUGGCAUUUUAGCAGGAUAUGCCUUGUGCUGUGGGUCACAUGACUCUGGUUGCAGUUAGACCAUUGGAGUAGAUCUGACCUACGUCAGAAGUGGUUAGGUACUGGGAAGCAGCAACAGAUGUAUGUUUUUGCAUAUUGAUUCUGAAAUAUUUUUUCUUGAUGCAUAGUGCCACCUGUUGGAUUGAUAUUGUAUUUUUUUUUUUUUUAUUAUUAAAGGGAAAAUGAUGUUUCCCUUAAUCUCUGGGUAAACGCACCGGAUGCAGCAUUGUAUUUAAAAUUAGUCCAGAACUAACAUAAACAUUGAAGAACCAAAUGAUUAUUGGCACAAUAAAGCAGGUACUAAGAAUCAUAGUAAUAAAACUCAUAAGAGUUCAUUUCACCUAUUCACCCUUAUCGUUGUUUAUCCCUUAUUCGAAGCGACUGCAGUCCUUGUUUCUUCCAUUGGACACAGCGAGCACUAGGAAGCCUGCCCAUCACUUCUGAUUUAUAGAGGUGGUGUAGAUGUAUGAAAUCAGUAUGCAGCCUCAAGGUAACAGUACUCUAGUGUGUCACAGCUGCUGCAGACCGUUGGCACCACUGUUUUUGACACAGAGGUGGUGUAAGGUGGCAUUGCUCUAGUUAGGCUUGUAUAAGCGGUUUUGCUUAAAUCAAUAAGGAAGUAAAGUCCUAAAAAAAAUAAAUAAAUAAAUAAUACAAAUUCCACAGGACGUUGUUGCCCCUGUGUCCCCUUUGUGUAGCCAUGAAAGCGAGCUCUAAACUGGGCACUGGAAAGCAGUAUCUGCAGAGUGACAGGCCUGUUGUAUUUCAGUGCCACUUUGGUUCUGUAUGCAGUUUUUGCAGUGUGUAUUGAAAGUAGUGGUAGGGAUGUACAGUGCUGUAUUGCGUGAAAUCAUAAGCCAGUAAUUUUGGUAUUUGUCUCAAUGUUUAGUAGCUGCUCCUUUAUGGGGGGGGGGUUUACAGUCAAACCGAGCGAUGACUUGAGGACCUAUCUAGUGUUAAGAUAAUGGUAUGGUAUCUAAUGGUACAUUUUAGAAAUUCUAAAGUCUUUCGAGAUGAAGAAAUUAAGUUUCUUUCUUUAAGUACAAAUGCCACAGAACAGUCUUGUAUUUGAGAUGUUGCUUCUCAUUCAUUGGAGGGGGGAUGGGGGGAUAUAGACUUAUAGACGUGGUUUACAACUGUGAGCUCUCUGUUUUAUUGUCUGUCUGCAGUGCCUUUUAAAACCCUAUUGUUAACUGGAGUGUUGUAAAGGGCUCUGUCUUGCUAGUAAAUUAUUAUUACUUCUGGCUUGUAUGAAAUAUAACAACAGUUUUGAGUGACACUGUUUAAGCUCAAUAUAUUUUCAAUAUAGAUCUAAUACCUGAAUACCUACCUCUGUGAUAUUGUUCCCCCUCCUUUUAAAAUGUAAUUUUCUGAUUUCGGGGUUGUACCAUUUUUAAAUAUGGCAUCUAGAUUUAUAUUGGGUUCCACUCUAAAGGAAAUAUAUUUUCCAGUACAAUUUGUUGUCAGACUUUUCAGCUGAAACUCUGUCUUUGUAACUUUGUAAGUGACAUUGAAAUUAAAAUUGGGACAAAAAAAGGGGUAAUGCACCUUUUUUUAUUGAAAAUAUUAAUGUUUAAAAAAUUAAAUAAAAAAUUGAAAAUA
This is a messenger RNA of Polyodon spathula (Mississippi paddlefish), 4428 nucleotides long. RefSeq names its product pyroglutamyl-peptidase 1-like. The record is from RefSeq and is a predicted model, not a curated record. Gene Ontology annotation, molecular function: pyroglutamyl-peptidase activity. The coding region runs from base 165 to 794 and encodes 209 amino acids. Gene Ontology annotation, biological process: proteolysis. Lineage: Eukaryota; Metazoa; Chordata; Actinopteri; Acipenseriformes; Polyodontidae. Gene Ontology annotation, cellular component: cytosol. The transcript is spliced from 5 exons.